Messenger RNA from Gasterosteus aculeatus aculeatus (three-spined stickleback), 1092 nucleotides. NCBI's taxonomy places the organism in Eukaryota, Metazoa, Chordata, Actinopteri, Perciformes, Gasterosteidae. The record is from RefSeq and is a predicted model, not a curated record.
GUGAAGUCCAAGCGGAAGCCUUUGUUACGCCAUGUUUACGGAAGCCGGGGAAAACUCAGCCAUGGAUUAAACCUCCUCUGAGCAUCGGUUGCUGGAUUAACCUUUUAAAGUAUUUCAUUUAAAACUCCCUCUCUCGUCUUGGUCUCCUUUUGCCCCGAGCCUCGCCGCUUUCCACCAUGUGGGACCAUGAAAUCAGAGCCAUGGCGUCCACUCACGCCAUCAUCGCCGCCUCUGUGUUCAUGGCGACCGUCGUCCCUGCGGCGCUCGUGCGCGGCUUCUCGGUGUACGGCACGCACCUGCCGUGGCUCUACGCGGUGUCCGGUGCGGUCGCCGCGGUCAGCGUCGCCGCCUUCUGGCUGCUCGGCAUCUCGCCGCCCACCAAGAAGCACACGCUGGGGUACAAGCUGUCUCGGCUGUUUCGUUCCUGUGUGUACUUCUUCCUGUCGUGCCUGUUCUUCCACGCUGUGGUUGUUCUCUAUGGAGCUCCGCUGAUUGAAUCUGCCUUGGAGACAUUCUCCCUCGCUGUGCUGCUGACCUCUUUAACCACACUGAGGUGCCUCUGUGUCCUCGGCCCAAACGUCCAGGCCUGGAUACGAGUAUUCAGCCGGCACGGAGCGAUGUCUGUGUGGGACACCUGUCUGCAGAUAACAGUGGCCUGCACUUUGGUGGGAGCCUGGGUAGGAGCCUUUCCCAUACCACUGGACUGGGACAGGCCUUGGCAGGUCUGGCCCGUUUCCUGCAGUCUGGGAGCUACUAUCGGCUUCCUGACCGGCCUGGUUGCAGCUCCUGCGUGGAUCCACUACCAUCGCAAGCAGCUCACGUACAAGUGCAAGUGAUGGACGUGAUGUACGCUUGUUUGCAACCACAUGGGUAUUUUUCUCGUAUUCCUGGUGUAUUCCUUUUAACUUUGUACUGAAUAUUUAUUGGGACUUCUCCUUCCUCAUGCUGCCUGUAGGAAGGAAGAUUUUGGAAUGACGCUAGACGUUAUUGACAAGGUGUACGCAUGGAGGCUGAAUAUUUUCUCUGAACAGUUUUGACCUGUAUGAAGCAAUACUUUGGAACUCUUUUUUUGAUUAAAAGAUUGGAAAUAUC